This is a messenger RNA of Dalotia coriaria, 2090 nucleotides long. It is a transcript of the gene f-cup, whose product is annotated as leucine rich repeat containing flyers-cup. Gene Ontology annotation, molecular function: protein binding. The record is from RefSeq and is a predicted model, not a curated record. Bases 1 to 1968 code for a protein of 655 amino acids. Lineage: Eukaryota; Metazoa; Arthropoda; Insecta; Coleoptera; Staphylinidae. The transcript has 9 exons.
AUGUGCGCUUGCGCUCUCUACGAUCCCCCCACAAGUCCAGGGCCCCGGGGCUCCCCAAGGUUGCGGCCGCGCGGUUUCGUUAUAUCAUAUCGAUCCGCGAGCGCGCAAAGAGCGCGUCAGUCAGUUCGUAUCUGGCACGCGCUCGGGAUGGCGAAACCGACGGAAGUGCGUAUGCGGCGCAAAAUGAUCCACCCGAUUUUCCACUUGCAGUCGGAACGCGAGGACGACGAACAACUCACCAAGGGGAUGAUCAACGUCGUUCGAAAGACUGGCCAGCUUAAUUUAUCGGGACGCGCGCUUGCCACAGUCCCAAAAGGUGUAUUCUCGAUGUACGAUAUCGGAAAAGAUGCAGUCGCAAAUUUCGACAUGUCCAAGGACACAGAAGAAAAUUGGUGGUCAUUCAAACCACUCACCUAUCUGGACUGUAGUUCCAAUGUGCUUACCGACAUUCCCACUGACAUUAAACUCUUCGAAGAUCUUACCGUCCUAAACCUUCAAGAUAACAAUUUAUCGACGUUGCCGGAAUCGAUCGGCGCGUUGAAGAAACUGACCAAAAUGAAUCUAUCACGCAACAAAAUCGCAUCCCUGCCUCGCGAGUUUUACUCCCUUGGAGAAUUACAACAUCUUAAUAUCGCACACAAUUGUUUGGAGAAACUCGGCGAUGAGUUUGUUGAUAUGGUGAUGCUUCAAACGCUGGAUCUAUCAAAUAACUUAUUAACAAGUUUGCCUACGGGUAUUGGGUAUCUGGUGCGAGUGACUGAGUUUAACGUUUCCCACAACCAACUCACCGAACUGCCUUUGGACAUUAGCUGCAUGCGAGCAAUGACUAAAUUGGACGUCACACAUAACAACUUAAAAUCGCUACCCAAUAUGAGCGACAUGCGUAAAUUGCAUGUGAUACAUGCGCAACACAAUGAUAUAGAAGAUCUACCCAUGUUUGAAGGUUGCGAUGCAUUGCAAGAACUGCAUUUUGGAAAUAAUUUCAUUAAAGCUGUAACCGAAGAGUUCUGCGAGAAUUUACCACUGCUGAAAAUCCUCGACCUUAGAGACAACAAAAUCGAAGAAUUACCCGAUAAGAUUGCAAUGUUACAACAUUUAAUUCGGUUGGACUUGACCAACAAUGAAUUAACUGCGUUACCGAAUUCAUUGGGUUUAUUGUCGCACCUUCAAAAUUUACAGAUUGAAGGAAACAAAUUCCGACACAUAAGACAAGACCUGCUGAAGGCAGGAACUUGUCGACUUUUGAAGCAUUUAAGAGAUAAAAUGGAUGCCGAUGAAAGCAUUCGAUUGAGUCCAUCGCAAACGCAUACAAGUUUAUCACCAGAACCACGAAUAUUCCCGGACAAAUACAUGAUGAGGAAUUCGCGUGCUGUUAAUCUCGCGAUGAAAGAAAUCUCCUUCGUGCCGGACGAAGUAUUCAAAGAUGCUUUGAGUGCUGACGUGCACAUUGUAGACAUCAGCAAGAAUAAACUUCUCGAAGUGCCUUCAGGCUUGCAAAUUGUCGCCGAAAAUGUAAGCGAAUUAAAUUUAAACACCAACAAACUCAAAACUCUGCCGAGUUUCAUCGCGGAUUUCACCCGCCUGCAAUAUUUGGAUGUUGGCAGGAAUCAGCUCUCGGAUUUGCCUGACUUGAAAGGAUUACCCAAUAUGCGCGAAUUGAUAUUGAGUUUUAAUGCAUUUACCAGUGUGCCCGAAUGUGUAUAUUCUCUAGAAAAGUUGGAAAUAUUGUUAAUUUCUGAUAAUCAAGUACGAAAGAUUGAUGUUGACGGUUUAAAACGAUUGCAGCGACUGGCUACGCUAGACUUUACCAAUAAUAGCAUAGAUCACGUACCAUUUGAAUUAGGUCUACUCAAACAAAUUAGAUGCGUUGAGCUGAAAGGCAACAGCUUCCGGCAGCCGCGUUAUGCUAUUUUAGAGCAGGGCACGGACUCAGUCAUGGCGUAUCUGCGCGAUCGCAUACCUCAGUAACCAGGAAGUACAAAUCAAAAACUAGUCCUUGACCUGAAUGCCAAGCGAACAGUAUUAAUAAUAAUUAUGUUGGUUGAAUGCAUAGAGAUAAUUUUUUUAAUAUAAUAAAAUUAAAACCCCCA